CGGCCCAGGCACGUCAGCGCCGCCUGGCCCCGAGCCCGCAGCCAGCGCCGCCCAUCGCUCCCUGGGCGCUGCCUCAGUUGCUUAAAUAGCGGCUCCCGCCGCCGGGCCGGCCAGCAUGAGCCCGGCGCGCUGCCACACCGCCGUCUCCGCAGGAUUUAACAUGUUGACACCCUGCAUGAUUUAUCAUUCAGACAAAAAAAAGAGAAAUAAUAAUAGAGGCAGUUGUAAUAAUUGGACCCACAACUUUACCCUAACAGUGAGCUCAACUGUAAAAAGUCUACCUCUCUGAACACUAACAGGAGAUGAUAUCUUUCUCCUUUGCAUGAAGAGACAUUUUUGUAAUGUGUGCAGUUGCUGUUCCCAGACCUGGUGGGGAAGAAAAUAAUGGACAUCAUAGGAAGUUUUUUUUCCUUUUUGUUUUUGGAGUUGCAUUGCUGUGCACUGGAUUUCUGCUUUCAGUCUUUAUUUUACAGACGUGCCCAUCUGGAACCUUCAAUGAUUGCAACAGGGCCCUUAAGAUUGCUGGGCCUGUGAUUGUUGCUGUUGGAUUAGUUUGUGGCUUACUGGCACAAUCAAGAGCUAGGCUGUACCUAAGUCAGAGGCAGAUGCAAGGUGAGCAGGUGUACAGGCUCAUUUUUUGUCAAGGGAACUGUCAGUUUGCCCAGUUUCUUAUCUUUGGGUUUUUGUUUUUAGCUAGUGGAGUGCUAAUUAGUUUCCUGGGCGUUUGGGUUCCUGGAUGUAGCCCAGGAAGGCACAGCCUACAGUAUAAUCAAACCAGCACUUCUGAUGUUGAACUCCCAGGCUGUGGAUUUCUGCCUCUUCAAAUCAUGGGUCCUUUGAUUGUGCUUAUUGGAUUAAGUUUCUUUGUAAUAGCUCAUAUUAAAAAGAAAACCAAUUUAAAUCUCAGCCAAGAAUCUUCUGAAAAUGGAGAACAGCCUCAGAGUCCAGAAUCACUUCAAGUUACAGCAGGUGAUGCUGUAAUGACAUUCCCACCCCUCCCACCACCUUAUUUUGCUGACUCUCUAUCACCACCUGUAACUCAGAAGCCACUUGCCACAGAGCUGCCUAUGAGUGAAAAUCCUCCUCCAUACCACAGUAUUGUAAAUAAUGGGGCACAACUUGCACAUGUUCAAGGAAUGGUUUCUGUUAGAGAUUACGAACCACUAUAUGCAAUUCCCGGGAGCAGUUCAUCUUCAGACAUCUUGCCUACUCUGCAUCUUUCAUCUGAAUUACCUCCAAGAUAUGAAGAAAAAGAAGCAACAGUAAAUAGUGAAUAUUCUUCUGGCUCCUCCAUGGCUUAGCCUCUUCUGAGCCUUCCCACAAAGAACUGUGAACUAAAGUUCAUUUUUCUAUGGAAUUGUACACUACAAUUUUAAAGUUUUAAACUUAUUUUUAUAAUAAAAUUGUUUUAAGGUUAUAGAUGCAACCAUUACAACAAAACUUAAAUUACCAAUUUGGGUUUAGAGAAAUAUUAUGUAACCCUAGGCUUUUUCGGACAACAGUACUCAACAGUUUGGUGAACUGCAACAGC
Molecule: messenger RNA, 1531 nt
Organism: Trachemys scripta elegans
Lineage: Eukaryota; Metazoa; Chordata; Testudines; Emydidae
Gene: TMEM171
Product: transmembrane protein 171
Exons: 5
Coding region: 342-1301 (319 amino acids)
Source: RefSeq, a predicted model, not a curated record